This is a messenger RNA of Loa loa (African eye worm), 1049 nucleotides long. RefSeq lists its product as hypothetical. Lineage: Eukaryota; Metazoa; Nematoda; Chromadorea; Rhabditida; Onchocercidae. The transcript is spliced from 7 exons. The coding region runs from base 9 to 980 and encodes 323 amino acids. The record is from RefSeq and is a predicted model, not a curated record.
GUUUUAGAAUGCAUUUCUUAUCAUCAUCACUUCUUUCAUUAUUAUUAACAGAUAUGAUAACAGGAUCACACUUUGUACUGGGACAGUGUCCAACAGGUGGUAGAGCAUUGUUAAACGGUUAUCGAUGCAUAUCGAACAUACAAUGUCAGAAUAUCUCUCCAGGAUACAAUUGUUAUCAAGGAGUUUGUUGCCCAGAUAGUUCAGCAAACUCAGUAUCAUAUGGUGGAUAUUGUACAAUGACAAUACAAUGCAAUACAUUUGGUGCAACAUGCAUUUCACAUAUAUGUCAAUGUCCCGACGGUUCUCAUUACAAUGGUCGUUCAUGUAUCACAAUGCCUAAUGUUUGUCCAUCAAAUCAAAUUUUGAUAAAUGGACAAUGUUAUCGAAAUGUAACUUAUGGUUUUCUCUGUAACUAUACCCAACAAUGCGGUUAUAUUGGCGCUUUUUGCACUGAUGGAAUUUGUCGUUGUCAAUUGGGUUAUACUUUUGAUGGAAGCAAAUGUAUUCUGCGUUCUAAAACUUGCCCUGGAAAUCAGAUAGCCAUUGGUGGACAGUGUUAUCCAUUUGCCCAAUAUGGUGAAACAUGUAUGUUUAGUGAACAAUGUAUCGAUAGAUGGUAUCAAUCACUUUUAUGUAUUAAUGGUCGUUGUAUGAUCCAAAUGGAUGACGAUACUUUAAAACCAAAAUGCAAUGACCCACGUGCUGAAGUAGAAUAUGUAAAUGGUACUGUAAAGAAUUGUUUAUAUUGGCCUUGUACGGUUGGUUACUUUUGCGAGUAUAAUGAAUCCCAAAAUGGUGGACAGUAUAUUUGUUGUGGUACCAAUGCUAAUAAUAUUUAUGGUAAAAUACAAUUUUAUCCGGGCACUAAUAAGCCAAUAAAUUGUUCUGCAACUAACAGUUGUGUAUUUGUGGAUACACCUAAUUGUGUCAUGUCGUAUCGAUAUGGUUACAAAGUUUGUUGCUCAACUAUGAAAUGUUGAUGACGCGUUAAAAUUUGAUAUCAAAAUUUGAAUAAUUUUGAUAAAAAAGAUGAAUGAUCAAAAUUAUUA